AUGGGAUUUAUUUCCACGUGCUUCACAGCUUAUGUUGGGUGGUCUGCAAAGGCCCCACUUCCUUCGAUGGCGACAGAUGCUUACAUGCAGUGGUAUGAUGCGUACUCCCAUCGUUUCAUCAUUAACCCGACUGAGUUGCCAGAUGGUGGAGCCGGAUCAAAUUAUGUUGAGGGUUUGGUUCCAGAUCAGGUAUUAGCUUCGAUCUUCGGUAUGAUGGACCCGUUUAUUGAACGGGACACCAGUGAUCUGCCCGAUGAUAUUCGAGCAUUAUUUGAUGGACUGUUUGGAUGGUAUGAGGCAUGGAACCGUACCCGUGGUGUGGAUCGACGUCGGAGAACGUAGUCAUAUUUUGUAUUUUUAUUUGAACUAAUUAUCGAUUUAAUGAGAUUUGUAUUUUUAUUUGAACUUAUUGUUUUAAGUGAUUAUUUUUUUAUAUGUAUUUUAACAAUGAUUAGUAAUCUUAUUGUAUGAGGUUGACGUCUUUUAUUCUAAAUCUAUUUUGACCUCUACUGUAUUUUUUUUUUAUAUAUAUUGUUUCUAUCCAUUUGAAUGUAAUUUCAUGACUUUAUGAUAUUUCAUGUAACUACUUAGUGCUUCAUUUGCAUCUUAUAUCAAUAUAAUUAUCUAUUAUUUGUACAAUUUUUAUAUACUAACAUGACUUUUAAAAUAAUAUUGUUUAAUUAUAACUGUGUAUA
Molecule: messenger RNA, 695 nt
Organism: Beta vulgaris subsp. vulgaris (sugar beet)
Lineage: Eukaryota; Viridiplantae; Streptophyta; Magnoliopsida; Caryophyllales; Amaranthaceae
Exons: 2
Coding region: 1-342 (113 amino acids)
Source: RefSeq, a predicted model, not a curated record